Molecule: messenger RNA, 5015 nt
Organism: Petromyzon marinus (sea lamprey)
Lineage: Eukaryota; Metazoa; Chordata; Hyperoartia; Petromyzontiformes; Petromyzontidae
Source: RefSeq, a predicted model, not a curated record
AUCAGCAGCAGCACCACCAUCAUCAACACCAUCAGCACCACUACCAUCAGCACCACUACCAUCAGCAGCAGCAUCAUCAGCAACAGGAGCACCAUCGGCAAUGACAGCGGCAAAGGCGCAAGCAUCAUCAUCAUCAGCAAGGCCAUGUUACUGCGAGUUCGUAGACAAAGUCAAAGCGUGCGCGAGAGGGCCUCCUGGUCGUGCCGGGGAGCGGCUUCUCGACGACGCCUACCGCCUGCUGCCACGCUCGCUGCCGUGGCCCGACCACACCGCGCUGGCCGCGGCUCGUGCUCUGAUUCACCUGCAGCGGGCGCACGCUGGCCACAACCUCAAGCUCUUCCGCAAGCUCGAGCAGAUUCUAUGCAAGCUGGGGGAGAGCAACGGCCAUGGCGGUCGGAUUCUCGAGGCGCUGAGGCAGCGGCUCGGCUCUCUGCUGGCAACGGGCGAGAUGAUGUCGCAGGAGGAGCUGCAGGCAGUGUCUGCGUACCUGGAGGAGGGAGUGUUGGUGCGAGGUCUCUGGAGGGAGAGUCUGGAGGUCGUCAUCGCUAAAGUGGCCCGGAGCUUCACGUUGGUGCUCGAAGACAGCGGGAGCCGGGACAGCCCCUGGUGCUACUUUGUCAUCAAGGUGUGCCUGCAGAUCUUCCAGCUGUUGCACUCCGAUUUGAGAAGUAUCCUGGAGUCGCGAGAGAGGGUUGCUAUCCACCACAACCUAACAGUCAUCCUCCAGUCUCUACUCCAAGCAGUUUCUGGCCUGGUGACGGGCAAAGACGGCCGACUCCUCGCAGCCAACGCCCUGGCCUUGAGCGUCAACCUCCUGGUGGACCCUACGCAGGCGGCGGCCGCAGCGAGGGACGCGCUCCGUCUGACAGCAGGAACAGGUGUACUGCGGAUUGGGCUGUUCCGGCUGCGUGCAUCAGACUUGCAGUGGGAUGAUUUUUCGUGCCUCGCCGUCUGCAGGGGUCUCAUUACCUGCACCAGGAAGGAUGUUCUGCUGUCUUCUGUCGAUGCUCAGGGUUGCCUGCUGCUCGACUCGAUCUUCCCAGCUUUGUGCCGACUCUGCGGGCAGCGACAGGAUGCCCAGUACCCCGCGUUCCAAGUCCUGUGGCUGUGGAUGCGGUGCGUGCGGAGCAACCGGCGUGACCUGGCCGACCUCGUGCCCGGCCGUCGCGUCUUCCCCGACGGCGGCCCGCGGCUCGACAGCGUCCUGCUGCUCCUGCGCUGCAACUGGGAGAGCCCGGUGGAGGGCGUGGUGGAGAGCGUGUAUGGAUGCAUGCAGCUGCUGCUGGAGCUGUACGCUCGCGAGAACCAGGAGGACAUUGGCUGCGCGGAGCGGCCGCUCUUUGGGCUGCUGCUCAGGCAGGCGCUGGGCCUGCCGUGGGAGUCGCGGGGCAGGCCUGCCCUCCUCAGGGCCCUGCUGCCGCACGUCGGGGCACGCACGAUUUUGGAGGCGGACGCAGAUCUUCCCCAGCAGAUGUUGUCCUGCCUCUCCACUAACUACCUGGCUCCCUUGGCUGCCGAGCUCUACAAGGAGCUGCUGAAGAGUCAGAGGGACGCGUGGGAGAGGGAUCUGUCGCUCGGUCCCUGCGCGACUCGGCCGGUCGACCUCCCAGAACGCGAGCAGCAAGCGGACACCUCAAAACCCCGCGGCCACCCUGGCCCGGACCGCUUCGCCGUCGGGGUUUCAACGAAGUCCGCACGGGCGGAGGGCUUGGACGCCGCCAGGCAAUCGGACGGGGGGAUGGGAGACGGGGGGUCGGCACGCGGAGACGCUGUCCGUCGAGAGGCGCGCCAGGAUAUUCUAAUGCCGGAGCUCCACGCCAGAGAGUCGAGGCUGGCUGAGAUGUGGGCUGACCGGUGGCUCAAGAUGCUGCACUCUGCGCUGACGUCGGGCGUCUCCUUGCUCCUGUACAACGUGUCCAGCUACCUCCUGCCGUGCACCCUCAAGGUGUUCCCAGAGACGUUUGCUUUGAUGAACGACCACUUCAGUGGGCCUGAUGAUCUCCUGCCCUGGAUAAAUCUGGUGAGCGUCGCCAGGUCCGUCCUCACUCCCGGACCCGAGGGACGCUGGGCGGUGUCGGCCCGGAUCCGCCGGUGCCUGUGCCACCGGGACGAGGGCGUGCGGGCCGCGGCGCUGGCCUUCGUGUGCGGCGCGGGGCCGCGGCACCGGCACCCGCCGGGCCCCGCCGAGAUGGCGCUCCUGCGCGAGUUCGUGCCGCUCAACCUGCCCGUCGGCUCGUCCGCCUUCCGCCAGCAGCUGCAGGGCGGCGUGCGGCGCGCGCUGAGCGACCUGCGCGACGCCGCGCUGGUGGCACUGCGGCGGGAGAGGCGGCUCCGGGGCGCCGACGGCGCCGCCGGCGCUCGCUCGCCGGGCGUCCUCGAGCGCACCGUCGAAUUCGUCGACUGGCUGCUGGACCUGUGCCUCGAUUCCCUCUUCCCUGGCGCAAGCUUCCAGCGCAAGAAGAUGUGUCUGCUGCUCCUGUCAACUCUCCUGGAGACCUUCUCGGUUGUACCGCAGCCCGAGAAGAAGAAAGGCAAACCCCCAGAGGACGUUAAGGAGCUCGUGUCAUGGGCGCGUCACCACGGGCGGUGGGACUUCUGCUCGCAGCGCGGCGUCUCGGUGCUCUGCGUGUGCCUGCAGGACGGCACCAACGAGGUGCGUGAGCUCGCAGCUGAAUUGCUCCAAGGCUUCUUCCCGGCGGAGGCUUUGCUGCCGUGGCGCGACGUCCUCUCGUCCCAAGCCGCCGCUCUCCUACGCAGCCCCAAGGCCCCGGAGGCCGAGGCCGGGGCCCUGCUGCUCAAGCUCGUCUACCACAAGCUCGUGGUGAACUCGGCGACGUCGCGAGCCCAAGGGGCCGACUCCUGCCAGGACGCUGCGGCGGAGUUCGUGUCGGAGAUCGUGGCGACGCUGCGGACGCAGUUCGAGUGCGCCCAGACGAGCAUCCUGGAAGCCUCCAUGACCAUGCCCAUGCACGGAGCGAUCGUGGCGCUGCGUCGGUGUCUCACCGAGGUCCCGGAAUCUCUCGUGCUCUUUGGAACCUCCCAGAAUUCCGCAGCGCGGCGCGGCCUCAUCCCCAGCCUGGUCGCCAUGGCCGCCGCCAUCUCGCGCUUCAUCCUGCAAGUGCUGUACGGGGCGCCGCACGGGGGCAGCACCGACCUCGGCACCGAUGCGGUUCCCUCCUUUGCAGAGAUCGGACGGGCCGUGGAGCACGUGGUGGCCGAGGGAAAGGGCAUGGACAGGGAGGGGCGUGCGUGGGACGACGUUCUCAUCUCGCACGAGCACAGCCACAUCCUCUCGUGCUGCUGGCUCACGCUCAAGGAAAUUGGCCACCUGAUGGGCGGCCUCGGCGAGACCGUGCUGCUGCUGUCGGCGCGGGAUCAGAGGGCGGCCGGAGCCGGGACGCCGUUUUUCGCUCUUGUGCAGACCAUCACGGACGUGCUGAAGCUCAUCCUCACCUGCUGCAGACACAAGGGUGCUAUAGACGGCUGCAGCCUGGGCUUUGUGAAGCUGUGCAGGGCCCUCAGCAGCCACCCCAGCGCUGCCUUUCAGAACAUUCCCUCCAUCCUCUUGGAAGAGGCGCUGGCAUGCGUGGGCACGGGCUCGUCGGUGACGCGCCGCGCCGGCGCGCUGCCGCCCCUGGUGCUGGGCCUCGUGAGCGGGGAGUGCCGCUCGCGCGGCCACUGCCCGCUGCUGCGCGGCGCGCUGGGCACGCUGCUGCGGCUCGCCGCCCGGCCGCUGCCCGCCGCGGUCGACCCGACGCGCGACCUGCCGCAGGUGCACGCACUGCACAUCCUCCAGGCGCUGUUCCGGGACUCCUCGCUGGGAGCCGCCAUGAUGGAGUUUGCUGGCGGCGCCGCCCUCCUCGCCAUCCGCAGCCUCAGCUCCCCCAGCUGGGCCCUGCGCAAUGGCGCCAUUCAGCUGUUUGGGACCCUGGUCGGUCGCAUGCUCGGUCAGAUGCGGACGCACGACGAGCACUCUCCGCAGAACGCCGUGACGGCCGGCGAGUUCCUCCGGCACUACCCCGAGCUGCCCGACUUCCUCCUGAGCGAGCUGCGCGCGGCCGCCGCGCCGCUCCUCGGGGGUCGCGACCUCGAGCUCCUCGUCGCCGUCGCCGCGGCCUCGGGCGCUCGUCCCCCGGCGGAGGCGCUCGCCCCCGAAGGCCGAGCGCCGGCCGGGAGCGGCGCCGCGGAGGGCGCCGCCGGGGUCGAGGGUCGCGGGCCGUGGGAGGGGAGCCGUCCGAGUGGGCGCCUCCAUCUCUCCCCGUCUCUUCAUCCCGUCCUCACCCUCCUCUCCAAACUCCAGCCAGGUGGCGAGGACUCGCACAGCUUGUUGUCCGAGUUCGUGGCUCCGGUCGUGGCGCUGGCGAGCAACCCCAUCCACGACGUGCGGGUCCUGGCUGCCAAGACGCUGGUCGUCAUGGUGACGAGGUCGCGGCGCGCGCCGAUGCUGCUCGCCCUCGCCACGGCUCUGCCGGAGCGGUGGUGCCCCCUGGCCGUGCCGCAGAACGCGCUGCACGGGCGCUUGCUGCAGAUGCUCGCCCUGCUCAAGUGUCUGCUCAAAGAACGGGGAGGCGCCCUGGAGCCGCCGGUGCUGCACUCGCUGGUGGCCGCGCUGGCUUCGCGUUGCUGGCUGCUGGGCGAGGCGCGCGUGUGCCCGCUGAGUCGAGCGCUCGCCGUGAGGUUGCUGGCGGCGCUGGCGCGGGCCCACGGCUCCCACCCGGGCGUUGCGCGGCUGGCCGCAUCGCUCCACGCCAUCGCCAAGGACGAGUUCCUCCUCCUCCACCAGCCGGCGGCGGCGGCGGCGGCGGUUCGCGAGGUGCGUCUUGUGGCGACGGGCGACCGGGUAGCACCAAAGGCUUCACUUCGGCAUUUGCUGGAACGCCGCUACUGUCGGCUCGGAGUAACCCUAAGCGUAUCGUCAGUCAUGUAUCCAAAUAAUAUAGUGUUCUAAGGUAUAAACUAUUUUUAUUUUACCAGGGAAGGCCCACUGAGCUAUAUAGUUAUUUUUCAGAAGCGAC